UCCCCGAGUUCAAUCCGCGCGGAAUUCCUCUCCAGGUGUUCCCGGCGGCUCCUCCUGCUGCUGCUGCUGCUGCUGCCUGGCUACAUUGUAUCAGUUCCCACACCAAGAAACUACCGCGCCGUUCACUCGCAAACGGCGAAUACGGAGGAAUUAAACCCGAGUGGAGAGCUAUAUUCGCCGCGGGGACUAAUUGGCGGAGAGUCGCGGGCUGUGUUGUCGCGCCUCCAUCAUGUCUCCCCCCUCCGGGCUCGGGUCGUCUUCGCUGUUGACGCCGACGUUAUCUCCACUUGAGACGGCACAAGUCCAGUGAAUCGCCCCGGCCUCCCCUCCUCUCCUGCGGGUGCAUGUCUUUGGGGCUUUUCUCCAGUCUCAAGUGCGAUUCAAAUGGUGUGACUUCUACUUCUUUUUAACGGAGUGCCUCGCCAUGGACGGACGGGGAGCCGGAAUGCAAAUGGCGAGUAGCUAAGUCGAACAAAAUGUGGCCAAAUGGAACGAGAACGUUUAGAACGUGAAGAUUCUUUAUCCCUCACCCCUGUGUCCCAACCGUCCGAGAUAGCGUUGGACCUCACCGAGGCAAUCCUGGGCCGUUGGCAAUAAAAUGUCCCUAAGUGGUGGCACUGCAGGCGGGAAAGGUGUGGACUCUAAUGCGGUGGACACUUACGACAGCGGGGAUGAGUGGGAUAUCGGUGUUGGAAAUCUGAUUAUUGACCUUGACGCUGAUUUAGAGAAGGACAAACUUGAGAUGUCUGGUACCAAGGACGGCAUGGCGGCACCACCCAGUGCAGUGGCAGCGUUGCCAGACAACAUCAGGUUUGUUAGUCCAGUGUCUGGCUCUCAAGGCAAGGAAACCAAAUCCAAAUACAAGCGCAACAAAAACUCUAAAGACAAUAAUAGCAAAGCUUCGACUGGAGAUGGGGGCAAAAAGGAAACUGCAGGACGGACUCAAGGCGAGCCAACCGGCACAGCAGUGGGUGCAGCCGUGGCAGGCAACAAUUCAACCUCUGGAAAGAACACAGAAAAAGGGGGGAAACCCUCCAGAGGUGUCCUGAGUGGCAAAAAAGACAAAGAAGGGGCGACAGGAAAAAGUAAAAAGGACAAAACCGAUGGAGCAGCGGUUGUGGCGAUUGCUGCAGUGGAGAAGGAGGUUGUGUCUCAAGUACAAGUUGCUCUGGGGAACAGUCGUAAUACGAACUUUGACAGCACACAACCGACAGACUUGGUCGAAGCCAAUCAAAUUGGGAAUAUCACUCUUGAGCCUGUUGGAAUAUUACCAGCAUUAACCACAAAAACUGAGACAGAGGAGAUAGAAAAUGGUACUAUUGAAUGCAAGACGUUGAAGAAGGUGAAAAAUGAAAAGAUGGAAUCUCCUGUCUCAACACCAGUCCCUCCCCCCCUACAUCUACUUGCCGCAGUAGGCAACAGUGAGAUUUCCUCGCCAUGUGAACAGAUAAUGGUGCGCACACGCUCAGUGGCAGUGAACACUUCCGACGUGGCCCUUUCUACGGACCCUGAGUGCUUAGGACCCUGUGAACCUGGCACCAGCGUAAAUCUUGAAGGAAUUGUCUGGCAGGAAACUGAAGAUGGAAUGUUGGUGGUGAAUGUUACUUGGAGAAACAAGACGUACGUGGGCACUCUGUUGGAUUGUACACGGCAUGACUGGGCUCCGCCUCGUUUUUGUGAAUCCCCGACAAGUGACCUGGAAAUGAGGAAUGGCCGGGGCCGAGGUAAGCGGAUGAGACCAAACAGCAACACCCCCAUCAACGAGAACAGCAACUCGUCAGACAACAAAGGCGCCACCAACAACAAGACGCGUGCUGCCUCGAACACCAAGGGCCGAAGGGGAAGCCAGACUCCCUCGGAGCGUCGCACUCCACCCAACAGCAACACAGAGGAUAUUAAGGCCAGCCCCUCACCAGCUGGAAAACGUAAGACCAAACCUGCCUCAGACAUGGAGCCCAAUUCUAGCUCCGAGGACACCAAAGGCAACAAACGCAUGCGGACAAACUCUAACAAUGGAGGGAUUGGGCUAACAGGUCUCCUCAUUCCUUCUAUCAAGGCUGAGCCACUUCUGCCUCCUGUUGAUCGGAGCUGUCCUUCACCUGUUCUUAUUGACUGCCCUCAUCCCAAUUGCAACAAAAAGUAUAAGCACAUUAAUGGUCUCAAGUACCACCAAGCCCGUGCUCACACUGACGAGGAUGUGAAGUUGGAAUUAGAUGUAGAUAGUGAAUACGGAGAGGACUCAACACUUCACCCUGAACCUGGGAACUGUAAUGGAGCAUCCAUCUCACAUAAAGGAUCACUGUCUCCUGCCAGGUCAGUCACUCCAAAAGGAAGGAACUUUGAUGUUCAAAGUCCUUCCCCGUCACCGGGCAAGUUUUGCUCAAAGCAGAGCAAAAAGAAAAUUGCUGAAACUGAUCCAGAAAGUGGAGGCACCCCAAUGGAAGUAUGUGAUGAUGGGGCAUGCCUUACUGAUGAAGCCAGUAAUGAUGGUAUCGAUGAGAAGAGAGGCUCUGAUAAGUCAAAAAAAGGCAGCACAAAGGCAGAUAAAAUGGCUCAGAAAAAUAUGAAGUCACCUCGGACAGUCGGCACUGGCGCUUCAGCAUCACAGCAAAUGUUCUCUUUUCCACCGGGAAAUCCAAAUUCUUCCCCAGGACUUGCACCGGUGUUGCAAGGAAUCCCGAAGAGCCCCCAAAUGAAAGGAACACAACCCAAACCCCCUGCCAUUGGAGAUCCUCCUCCAUGUAGUUCCAAAGACAAGAAGAAGAAAGACAAGAAGAAAAAGGAUGGUGGAAAGGAGGCUGACAGUCCCAAGUCUCUGGCAAAGGGAGGGAAACUGGAGGAGGUAAACCCACCGUUCUCAGAGCCGUGUGAUCAGGGGAAUAAGGCUGAAGGGCUUCUUAAUGGUUCCUCAGAUCCUCAUCAGAGUCGUUUGGCAAGCAUUAAGGCUGAGGCUGACAAGAUCUACAGUUUUUCUGAUAAUGCCCCAAGUCCAUCCAUCGGUGUAGCCAGUCGUAUAGAUGGCAGUGGAGUGCCACAGCCUCUUACGCCUCUCCACAUGGGAAACCAGAAUGGUGCUGAUAACUCCUCUGUAAAAACGCACAGUCCAGCCUACUCGGACAUCUCUGAUGCUGGUGAGGAUGGUGAGGGGAAAGUAGACGGAGUCAAAAAUAGGACAGAGGACCAGUCACUCAGAGAAAGUGUCAAAAAAGCUCUUUUUCCAAAUCAGACACCCAGCAAAGAUUCCCCAUACUAUGCUGGCUAUGAAACAUAUUACUCGCCUAAUAAUGUCAACCCUAGUCCUAGUGGGCCUAAUGCAGGUACACCGGUGCCAGAAGGUCAGGUGAAGAUUAAAAGGGAGGAUGACCAGGAUCAGGUUGAGGAGAAAGUCAAGAUUGAGGUUCAUGAGGAUCGCAGACUUGAUAUAGUUACUGGCCAGCAGCAACAGCAGCAACAGCAACAGCAACAACAACAACAACAACAACAACAACAGCAACAGCAACAACAGCAGCAGCAACAGCAGCAACAACCAUCUGUUAUUCAACAACGAUCCAACAUGUAUAUGCAACCUCUUUACUACAAUCAGUAUGCCUAUGUACCUCCUUACGCGUAUCAUUCGGAUCAGGCCUACCAUAACCAUUUAAUGAACACUAACCCAGCCUAUCGACAGCAGUUUGAGGAACGCCAGCGACAAAUGGCAGAACAGCAUCGUGCUGCAGAGAAAAAGUCUGACAUUGCCCUGAAAGAAAGAGAAGCUUCCAUUAAGGAGGAGUGGAAACAAAAGAGUCCAAUGCAGCCAAACCUUUCCAAAACCCCCAUUCAGUCUGAUCUUGGAAAGACGCCACAGCCUACUAACAAAUCCAGAGACUCGCCUUCUGAGGUUUCGUCCAAAUCUAUGGGAGGCAUUAAGGGGGAAGACGCAAAGUCCCAGCAAGCUGAAGGGCUAAAGAUGAAGCUGACAGAGGGACACCAUGGGAAGGAGGACUUGAAGCAAGCACUGGAUUCAAGAUGUCAGGCUGGCACAGAGCAGACUAUGUGGUACAGACAGUACCCUGAGAACCAAAAGGCCUUGGCGGAAAGUGAACACCAGCACCAACAACCACGAUGGAAGGAUGAAAGAGACAGAGAACGGGAACGUGAUAGGAAAUCAAAGGACGAAAGGUGCAGACAUAAGGACAGUCAAAGUGGGCUCAAGGAGGAGAGCAAAGAAAGUACUGACCCUCGGAUACAUUCUGAGGAACUUCGGAUGCUGAGCAAAGACUCGCGUACAAAUCCCCACUUGCAGUUCUCAUCACCACUAGCGCAGCAUCAAGGAUACAUGCCCUACAUGCAUGGUUACCCCUAUGGACAAGGUUAUGAUCCCAACCACCCUGGUUACAGGGGCAUGCCUUCGGUCAUGAUGCAGAACUACCCAGGUUCUUACCUUCCCGGAGGCUAUCCUUUUUCUCCAUACGGCAGUAAAAUAGUUGGCGCUGAAGAGGCCAGCGACAAAUCUCGCACUAGCCCGACAGUCAACAAGAUGGCUACAGACUCCAAAGCGCUAGAGAUCCUACAUCAACACGCCAGCCAAUACAAAAGCAAAUCUCCGACAGUAGGCGACAAGCCCCCCCUUGAGCGAGAGCUGGACCGAGGAGCUGGUGGAGAAAGGGAUCGGGAAAGAGAUGUGGACCGGCCACGCUCCUCGCCUUCCCAGCGGAUGAUGCCCACUCACCACCACCUUGGAUACCCGCUGCUCUCAGGGCAAUACGACCUGCCCUACGCCACAGGGAAGCCCGAUCGUCACACCUCCACCCUGCAAAGAUUCAUGUGACUGGCUCACAUGUGCAAAGGAUGCUCCUCGUCUUAGACAUCAGUUGAAUGGUGUUUGUGUCUCUUUGGUCUGCCUCGGUGUCGGCAGCUUGUCCCUCCUCCAUGACGCUUGGACUCGUGCUCCAGGUUUGAAAGCCAUCGCUCCCCCCCCUCCCCCUCAUGCAGAGGAAACGCCCCCCCUCCUCUGACUUACUAGUCUUUGCACUGUCAACAAACACAAUGCAAAAAUAGACUGUUGCUUUUCUUUGACUGCAGUGUUUUUUUGUUGUAAACAGAAGAAACUAGCAGAGGUUUCCGGGGGGGAUUUGGUGACUGAUGGCAAAGGGGAGUGAGACUUUAAUUAAAGACUUGCAGAGAAAAUCUUAUUGAGAUGAGUUCAAUUUAAUGUCUGUGGCAUUUUGUAUGCCCGUGAAGCAACAAUAUAUCCGCAACUUGACAAAUGUUUGGUUCUAUUUCAUUGUGGAGAGGGGAUCACGGCAACUGCUGCUCACUUCAGAGACUCAACAACCCGAGACUGAAGUUUUCAUCCUCACUGUCACUUAUAAUUAUUAUUAUUAUUAUUUCCCACGUUUGAACACCGCAGUUCAUGUUUCAGGGAUGAUGUCAGUGUGCUUUGGCCAAGGGACCGCUAAACCUCAACAGAGUAUAUAAACGUGAGCUUCUGUCGGACAACUCGCGUUGGGUUACUGAUCGUCACCUUUUCAAUGUCAGAACGCUGGUUUUGAUGCUGUCUCUAUUUACACGCUCGUUAGCAUCAGCUCACAUUUCAACACUCCUUCAGCUUGCAUACAAGUUGUUUGGAUUGGCUGUGUGUACGUGUGUACGUGUGUGUGUGUGUGUGUGUGUGUGUGUGUGUGUGUGUGUGUGUGUGUGUGUGUGUGUGUGUGUGUGUGUGUGUGUGUGUGUGUGUGUGUGUGUGUGUGUGUGUGUGUGUGUGUGUGUGUGUGUGUGUGUGUCAUACCUGCCAACCUUUGAAAUCAGAAAAACCUAGUAGCCAGGGUCCAGGGGCCGCAGGCCCCGGUAGGUCCAGGACAAAGUCCUGGUGGGGAGUUCAGGGGGGCGAAGGCCCCCGACGCAAAAUGAUUAUUAGCAUUCAGACAGGUUAAAAUGUUGCUAAAACCAUCACUUUUCUAUCAGUCACAGUGACUUUUCAAAACAAAAAUAUUACAGCAAAAAUCAUAUGGGUUGAUUGACAUGUUUAUUCUGUAAGCUAACUUCAAUAGUUUGAAAUUAUUUUGACAGUUAAUGCCAGUUAUCCUGUCAACCUUUCACAAGACUUCAAUUUGUUAAUUGAAAGUAUAAACAGUAUAAACACUUUUUACAGUAAACAAAUGGUAAAACAGUACUAAACAAUUCAAUUUAAAAAAAAACAUAGUGUCAUUAUUAACUUUCUGUCCAAGCUUGUAUAAUCUACUGCCUUGUUCAAUUGUAAAAAAUAUUCUGUGCCUAAAAUU
Nerophis lumbriciformis (worm pipefish) is the source of this 6260-nucleotide messenger RNA. RefSeq names its product zinc finger protein 609b (gene znf609b). Gene Ontology annotation, biological process: regulation of transcription by RNA polymerase II. NCBI's taxonomy places the organism in Eukaryota, Metazoa, Chordata, Actinopteri, Syngnathiformes, Syngnathidae. Gene Ontology annotation, cellular component: nucleus. The record is from RefSeq and is a predicted model, not a curated record.